AUGGUUCCUGGUGGUGGCGUGCCAUGGCUUCGCGACGAUGGAUCUGGCAGGUCAGGGCCCAAUUGGAGGUCGACGAGUCGAAGGGGUCGAGGGCAAGACAUUUUGCAGACGCUGAUUGCCUUGGGCCCACAUCCCUCGCAAUCCGCGGUCGGCACGGCCUGUCGGCCCUGCUUCCACUUCUGGCGCAGCAAUCCCCGGGCGGCCACCGCAGUCCUCACGGGCCUGGCGAAGCGUGCCCUGUGGGACGUGUCGACCAAGGUCCUCCGGCUGAUGCUGGAAGAAGGAGUGGACGUGAACCACUUCCAUUUCACCAGCGUCAUCAGUGCAUGUGAGAAGAAAGGCAAGUGGGACAUCGCGCUUUCAGUGCUCAGCACCAUGAAGCAUCGCCUGGUACUGCCAACCGAAGUGACCUACAAUGCGGCCAUGAGUGCUUGUGGCAAAGGGGGUCAAUCAUCUGUGGCUGUGGAUCUGCUUCGGGAGAUGCCAAGUGAGGAUCUGUUCCCUGAUUCCAUCAGCUACAACACCGCCAUGAACGCCUGCGCCUUCUCCGGUCUGUGGCAACUGGUUUUGGCACUGCUGGAGGAGAUGAAUCUUAAAAAGCUGCCGAAGAGUGUCAGUACCUAUGGAAGCGUUUUGACCACCUGUGCUUCUGCGAAGCAGUGGCAGCUGGCCUUCGCGACUUUGAGGCAAAUGGACGCGCAGUUGGUUGUGCCAGACACAGCAUGCUACAGUGCGGUGAUCACGGCCUUGGAAAAUCGUUGGGAUGAUGCAGUUCAGCUACUGAGAGAAAUGAGUACAGAAGCUGUGGAAGUGGAUGAGAUUUGCUUCAACAGCGCCAUCAGCGCCUGCUGCAGCUGCAUGCAGUGGCCCAAGGCCAUGGCUUUGACGUUGCAGAUGGAGGACUCCCUAUGUGCUGCCAACGGCAUCAUUUGGGGCACCGUGGCCAGCGCCAUGGCACCCGAAGAUCGGGAAGCGCUGGCAGAGCGCUUGCGGCGGAGAUGGCGCGGGAACUGGCAGGAGGUGAAGCUAAUGCCGGAGGUCUUCAAGGCAGAUGCCACUGGCCUGCGCGUGGUGCGUCGGGCUGCUGGCAUGCUGGCCUUCUACAAGCCCGCUGGGGUCAGUAGUGAGGCGGCCGUUGCCAGCCUAUCCCACCGCCUGCGGCUGCCGCUGACGCGCGCCUCGCGUUUGGAUGGCGACACCAGCGGCGUGCUGCCAGUGGCGCUGGGGAAACUGACGUCGCCCAGUGGCUGUUGGUUGAAUUUCCAGUUUGCGGCUCGCAUGGUCUCCAAGGAGUACGUCUGCCUUUGCUCAGGUGAGCCGUUUGGGCCGCGUGGUACCACAGGAGUCAUCAGCAGCCCUUUGUUGAGCGAAACGUUGGCAUCUGCGGAUCCUUCAGGUUCGACUCUGCGGGUAAGAUGGGCCAAAGAGGGCAAGGAGGCGCGGACGGAGUAUGAAGUCAAGGAUCUUCUGCCAAUUCCAAGUGCCAUGCUGAGCGAUCUCCCUCGCUCCACUUCGCUCGGGGUCGAGUUUCCUUUGUCGUUGCUUUUGGUGAAGCCCUUGACAGGCCGCACGCAUCAGAUCCGUGCCCAUUUGGCAGGGCUGGGGCGUCCCGUAAUGGGGGAUCCGCUCUAUGGUGGUUAUGUGGCCAAGUGGUGCCCCCGUUUGUUCCUCCAUUGCUACCGCCUGCUGCUUCGCGAUUUGGACAACCAGCCCUUCAACCCGGCUGCGUCGUUGGCCCCUGAGCUGAACCGCACCUUAGAAUUGCUGCGAGGGGUAAAAGAACAUCGAAAGCGGCGCUCGGUGGAGGGCUCCGCAUGGCAAGGGAACCUCACCAUCUUCGGAAGAUCAGAAGUGGGCUUGGGAAACAACCUGCCAGAGUUCAGCCAUAUCUUUCUGGGCCGUGUCAUCGCCAACCUCCCGCCAAGCUGGCGACCGGUGAUGGGAAACUCUGCCUGCUGCACAGGGACUGAGGCGAGCACGGAUCAUGAUCUGAAAGAGGUCACGCGCAAGGACGCCGCCCCUGGUGUUGCAGACUUGCCAGGCCCAGACGUGAAUGCCCCGGUGGCCGCCCAGGGCUCCGCUGGGGACUACACCAUCUUCUUGGACAAGUCCACCGGCGCUCGUCUGAGCAUCGAUGUGGACCACAAGGACGGCGAGACGUUGCUGAUCGAAGUGAUCAACCCAGGGUUGGUCCAGGAUUGGAAUGAGAAGGGUGCGAAUCAGGACAAAGUUCAUGUGGGCGACCGCAUCAUCGAGGUGAACGGCAUCGCCAAGGAUGUUUUGCAGCUGGUGGAUGAGUGCAAAAAGAAUCAGGUUCUGACUUUGAAGCUUCGUCGGGGAUGA
Cladocopium goreaui is the source of this 2343-nucleotide messenger RNA. The record is from the annotation of a GenBank genome assembly. NCBI's taxonomy places the organism in Eukaryota, Dinophyceae, Suessiales, Symbiodiniaceae.